Messenger RNA from Penicillium verhagenii, 1758 nucleotides. RefSeq lists its product as uncharacterized. Gene Ontology annotation, biological process: regulation of DNA-templated transcription; response to xenobiotic stimulus. The transcript has a single exon. The record is from RefSeq and is a predicted model, not a curated record. NCBI's taxonomy places the organism in Eukaryota, Fungi, Ascomycota, Eurotiomycetes, Eurotiales, Aspergillaceae. The coding region runs from base 1 to 1758 and encodes 585 amino acids. Gene Ontology annotation, molecular function: DNA-binding transcription factor activity, RNA polymerase II-specific; zinc ion binding.
AUGUCCGCAAUAAUUAGCAAGCGCAAGCGCAAGCGCGCAAAGAAAGCAUGCACACCUUGCCACCAGCGCAAGCGAAAAUGCGACGGGGAGUACCCUUGCAGCACGUGUACCACCUAUGAAUACAACUGCAAUUACGCCGACGAUGAUACCACCAACACUGCGGGCGAAAUCGAGCAUGCUUCACUCCAGGCCAAGCGCACCAUUAAUGAUGGCGGGAAUACUAUGGCGAGCGGUGUCACCCCGGAAUCGCGCACCCCGGAUAGCCAAUUAGCGAGAGCUACCGGAGCUGACAGUACAUCGUCCAAGAGUCCUGCCGUCGGGGCUGGCAUCUUUGACGACCAGAAGUCCAGAUACACCGGGGUAUCGGCAGCCAUGGCCUUCCCGCACAUCCUGGGUGUGGCUCUUGGCUCCGAUAGCCCUCCCAAGAUCAGCUCGUUCGCGUACAACUUUGGGAUCCGCCCCGAGGAGGCUUCCAACGCGCAUAGCUUCUUAGGGGAACUGAUUUCGGAGGACAACCUAGCCUUAUACUCAAAUUCGUACUUCUCUGCGAUGGGCCCCAUUGGCGACUUUUUGGACCCAAGAAUUUACGCCCAGCGAUGUCGCGAUUAUUAUCAUGGCUCUGGCAGCAACUCGGUCGCGUUUAGUGCCGUAGCCGCUGGCGUUGCUGCUUUUGGAUCUUUCCUCUCCGCAACUCGAUACCCGCAGGAAUCUGAUCUGCUCCAGUUCGCUAAAACGAUUCUCGAUGAUCCUGCAUCCAUACGCAUGCUAAGCAUCGACCAUAUCAUCGCGUGGGGAAUGCGGGUAUUUUAUCUGCGGGCUACAACUCGCCCUAGUAAUACCUGGGUCGCGUCGUGUACACUUAUGCAUCUUUGCCAGGUGGUAGGGCUACACAAAGAAGAUAAUAUCAAAAGAAUGGCCUCUGCUGCCGGCGCUGCUGUUGUUGGGCACGAUGCGGACCGGUUGAGGCGAAUUUUCUGGAUUUCAUGGGCCGGGCAUCAAAUGCUAUCGUAUGAGUACGAUCGUUCGGCAGUAACCUUUGGGGCUGUGACUUGUCAGUCUAUCAUCCCGAUACUGGGGUCCGUUGCCGAUCAGUUCGUGCAAAUAGUUCAGAUCAUUCCUUCGCCUAACUCGCCCUUCCAUCUCGAAAGUCAGCCUCUACCCCCGAGAGAGGAGCUAUUUCAGCGUCUUACCGCGUUGAGUAGACUUGAUUUUACUCAUCCGUUCCUAGUAGUGACGAAGGCGGACCUUGCGUUUUGUUUCUACCGGCGCAUUUAUCAGCUCAAGGCAGGCAUAACGGACGAGGAAAUUCAACUCAUCAUUGAUAGCGGCAACGAAGCAGUAAAAGCAGCUGAGGGGCUAGCCAACCAGGGCCGUCUAUUGUGGAACGUCAUAGGCAGCGUCUUCCAAUUUGCCUGUGUCUUAUUAGCCAUCGACACGCCGGCCUCUUCUGCUCACAUCCCGGCUGCCUUCAAAGGGCUGGAAAACCUUGCUAAGGCAACGGACACUGUAUUGACUCGCCAGGCGUUGUCAAUGGCGCGUCAUCUUCUCAGCCUCAAUAUAAAAAAGAAACGACAGGAGCUUAUGCAGCUAGAGGCCGUCGAGUCGAGCUGUGAACCGUUCCAGGCGCAGCCAGAACCCGAAACUAAUGCCGCUUUUCCGGACAUUAGCUGGAUUAUGGACUGGGAUCAGGCUCUCAUUGAGCCAUACCUAUCCGUAUUCAGUCCCGACAUGGACAUCAAUCAAUUUAUAGUAUCCUAG